AGUCGUCUGUAUACCGUCAGUAUCUUCAAGCAUGUAGAAUGUAACAAUGAUCUAAAUCAUGAUGAAGGUUUAUGUGUGUCUGGUUGUCGUUACCCUGGCAACAUUUUCUUGCCAAACGCGUGGAGCACAGGGGACAUUGGACGGAAGCUGUAGUAUCACUGACCUUCCUGGUAAAUCUUGGAAAGUAAAAUGCCAGGACAGACAAAACAACCCCGUGGAGCCUGUUAAUGGGGUAGUGAAUGCCGACGACCUAUGUAUAUUUACCUGUUCUCGAAACGAGAGGAAGACAUGGGUGUAUUGUAAGGAAGGACAAUGGUCUGGGGAACCGGAAAAAUGUGCAGAGCCGCCACUACCGGAAAUUAAUCACAGACAAAAGCGAUGGGGCCGUAUCCUUCAGACGAGUUAUCCGAAGCAUUAAAUGUGUAUUUGCUCGGUGUCGAAAACCACGAAGACCUCUACCUAAAGAUUACACCCCUCCUCAGCUAACCUGCCCACCUGACCAAAACAUACAUGGUGACCCUUUCCAGACUCACGCAAAGGCUUACUGGGUCGCGCCAACGGCCUGGGACAGUCGGGAUGGUACAGUGACUGUAUACAAGUCAUCAUCUCGUAGGUCUGGAUAUCCUAUACCAGAACCAGGCGCAACAAUUGGUUAUUAUGCAUGGGACAAAAGUGGAAAUAUGGCAAGAUGUACGUUCCGGAUAAACGUCAAAGUGCUGACGUGCCCUUCCCCAGACAGUGUGACCGACGGUCAUGGUAUCUGCAAGGGACAAAAGUGGAAAAAUGGCAAGAUCGAUGAUAUGGUCCUUGGUUCCUACUGUGAAUUCGGCUGUUACAAGGGACAUUAUCUCGUUGGACCAAGCGAGGCCGAGUGUAUGGCCACAGAACGUUGGUCGUCUUGGACAGUUAACCAACCAAGCUGCCACAAACAUUCAUGUCCUGCGUUGUUACCUACGCCAUUACUACACAUCACCUACACUAACGGAAACCUGUUCCGGUCUUUCGCCAAAUUUACCUGUGCUGUCGGAUACGACAUACCGGUAAACAUGAGGCGAGUGGCGGUGUGUGGAGUUGACCAAACAUGGAGUUCUGUUGUUCCACAUUGUGUUGACGUUGAGCGACCGAGCUUUAAGAGAUUUCCGUCAUCGAAGACCUUCUAUAUUUCACGGCACAAAGAUACUGUAGCUGUAUACUGGGAGGUCCCGGAAGUGGAAGAUAACUCAGGUGAUAUUUUAGCAGCAGAACAGAUUCAUGGGCCUAACCAAGGCGACGCUCUUCCUGUUGGCACGUAUCAUGUAAUAUACAAAGCAACAGACAGUGCGGGCAAUGAAGCCAGGCCCCUCAACUUCAAAAUCACCGUUAAAGAAAUCAGAUGUUUCCGCGUUCAUCCAACUCCUUACACCUCCGUUAACUGUACCGGUAAUCGCCUGGGAUCAACGUGUACCUUUCAGUGUUCAGAGGGUGCAACACUGAACGCGUCAUCAUCCGUAACUAGUUGUGAACAAGAGGGAAGCCCUCCAUACGGGGCAUGGGACUGGGGUACACAGCAACCUUUCUGUAAAUUAUCAGCGAAUUGCCAGCUCCCCAAAGCUCCUGACAAUGGCGCCUUGGCUUGUGACUACUGGUUAGGUGGGCGCUUCUGUCAGCCACAGUGUCAGAUGGGAUACGAUAUCUCCGCUAGAAGUCAUUACGUGGAUCUUCUUAUCUGUAAUGACGACGGGAGCUUAUCAUGGGGUCUUCCUCUCCCGAAUUGCAUGCCUGCCAGCUCUUCUAGGGGAACAAGCAGAACUGCUGUAGUCUUUUUCACGGGGAGCUGUACUGACGAGGCAACAAAGACGGAAAUCAAACAAAACUUUAUUGAAAAGCUUAGCUCUACUUCUUUCAAUCAUGGUUGCGACAUUUCUCCGAAGUGCAGCUGGAAAAACGUACAGGUGAUAUGUGGCGAUUCAAAAGGGAAGCGAUCUACAGGAGUUAACAUCUUCUUUGAGAUAAAGCUAAAUGCAUCAACAGCAAUGAACGAAGAAGAGUACUACAAUCAAUAUAUGGAAUAUGAAUCACUGAUGGAUAACUUAAAGGUAGAUGUUGAUUCGGGAAUUCUCACAAUAGAGCUGAAUGGUAACAUAACUUUGGAAGCCGCUGAAAUCGUGCUGAGAGAUAUAGGACUCCAGUGUGAGGAGAACACUGUCGCUUCGACGAAGACGUUCACAUGUGUGGAAUGUCAGAGUGGAAGUUACUAUGACGCUAUGACAGAAGAGUGUGUAUUAUGUCCGAUCGGUCAGUAUCAGCCUGAACCAAGGAAAAACGUAUGUAUCCAGUGUCCAUUUGGUACAUCUACAGCAACAACGGGUUCUACUAACCAGGCCAAUUGCAUAGCUGCUUGUCCUCCUGGUUCCUGGUCUCCCUCCUCUCUACCUCCAUGUACACCAUGUGAUGUAGGGUACUACCAGAGUGGUUACGGAGCCACAGACUGUACUGACUGUCCAGGAAACAAAAUAACCAAGAUCGAUAACUCUGCAUCAGAAACUGAUUGCGUCGAUUUCGAUGUGUAUUUCCCCGACAACCAAACCGCCGGCGUUCUAUUUAGCGAGGUGGAGAGAGUCCCUGUUACAGGAUACACCAUUGUUUGGUGGCAGCAAUGUAGUAGUUGCUCGGGAGAAGCCUUUGUCCUUAAAAAUGUGACUGGGGAGAAAUCCUUAUCUGUAGCAUUUUCAUCUUCAGUUACAAUCAACGUUGAUGGACAAACAACCAACAGUGAAGUUUCUCCUCCUGAUGACGAAGAGUGGCAUGUUUAUUUGUUAAAGAGAAAGCAUACUUUUUUGGAAUUCUACAAGGAUAUGUCACUGGUCCUGAACGUGACGGGAAUUCCAGAACCAAGCACGUUUGGCGGUGUUAUCCAAAUUGGUGGAAUAUCAUUUGAAGGAACGAUAUCCCAGCUAAAUGUUUUCACCGAAUCAGUUUCGUUAGCAACGGAGAGGUGUUCAAAUGACGUGUCUGGUGAUGUGUUCGGAUGGAGAAGCGUCCUUAACGCCACUAUGAACGACGCCUUCGUACAGAUCCCUAGUCUGUGUGAUGAUGUAAAAGAGUGUGCUUCUAGCCCUUGUAUCCAUGGUAAUUGUACCGACGACUACAAUGGCUAUCAAUGUCAGUGUGACGUAGGCUUUACCGGAAGUGACUGUGACAUUGAUAUUGACGACUGUGAGAUGAAUUCCUGUCAAAACAACGCCACCUGUCAGGAUAGUGUGAAUAACUACACGUGCCAAUGCUUACCAAAUUUCACGGGUAUACUCUGCGAAAUCGCUCUAGUUGAUGGUGAAUGGAACGAGUGGGGAAACUGGACAGAAUGCAGCGCCACCUGUGGUAACAGCACGCGAACCCGAAUUCGGGUUUGUGACAAUCCAGCCCCGGACAAUGGGGGUGCUGAAUGUAUUGGUGAUGGUACUGAGACUGAAGUGUGUGUAGAGGAGAGCUGUCCUGAAUGUGGAGAGCUAGUUCCACCGGUAAAUGGCUCACUGGCCUGCACAAAUGAUGGGGUUGAUAAUGUGUGUGUACUCGAGUGUGACGACGGAUUUGUGACAGACAUCCCUGUCCCCGAUAAUUAUACAUGCGGCAAUUCUACUUUCAAUCAGUGGGACUUUAAAACCGAUACUAACGUCUAUACACGACUUCCGUCUUGCAUAGCAAUAAUGGACCCUGAUGACAUGUGGGCCACUCGAUCGUCAUUCUACCAGGAUUUAGACUGCGAUACACUGAGCACAAAUACGGAUGCGUCGACUGCUGUGACGGGCAAACUCGGGGUAGUUGUAGAAUCCCUUACAUGCAUAAAGAACGGUGAUUGUAAGGAUGACCAGAAGUUCAUCAACACCUGUGAGGCUAGGCGAAAACGAGACACUUCUGAGAUGGCAGGGUAUACUGUCGUUAUCCACUGUCACUCAAAAUCAAAAGGAGCAGUCGACUGCUAUGAAAUUUUAACACAGGCUGUGAUCGACUUCGAAAGAUUGGAAGAGCAAGGCGAAAUGGAUGUCCUGAUAGAUAGCAUUGAAUACACUGUCAACAUCAGCCAAUCAGUGGCUGAUAACAGUUUAAACUGUCCAACAGGAAUGAUAGAAGUUUUCUCUUUCUGUGUUCCUUGUGGACCCGGUCGGUACUACUCUGAAGGUGAGUGUGUCCUGUGUGAUAUCGGAGUAUACCAGGACUCUACACAACAGACCUCGUGUAAGGCAUGUCCUACCGGAACGUCAACGGAGGGUACAGGCUCUAUCAGCGUCACCGAAUGUACUGUAGUUUUGCCUGUUGAAGAUUCUGUGCCGAUCACCGAGACCGAGGCUUUCACACUCUCAGUGGGUAUUAUUGUUGGAAUCGUCGUAGGAGCGAUUGUCGUGAUUGUAUUAAUCGCGAUAUUAACUGUGGUGAGACUCAAAAAAUCGAAAAAGAAGAUUUCGGAUUCAGCUAUAUUUCAUCCAUCAAAUUGUCACUCAAAAGGCAUUGAGAGGGAAUCUACUAACAACAGUGACAUGAACAUCGCCGACUAUGACAGUAAUAGCAUUUAUCCAUGCCGUGAAGAUAUUGCCAGAAAACCCAAAUGGUCUGCAUUAAGUUGGCAAGGUGACGACAAUGCAAGCAACUACCAAUUCGGAGAUCAUUCGAAGCCACCAUUAUCAACUGGACACCCUCUCCCCAUGUUUUUGACCAAGUUGUCUAGCAACCAAUCACCGCCGUUACGUCGAGGAAUGCUUUUGACCCCGUUACCUGGCAACCAAUCACUGGCAACUAACAGAGACCCAAAUAUUGCUACUAUAUCAACGAUAGACAUUUUACCUCUUGGGGAUGAUAAAGAUUCAGACUUGUGAUAUGAAAUGCUUCUGUGAUGAUGAUUGUUUUAUCAUACACUUUGUGAAAUAUGUUUUAUUCAAAUAUUAUGUAAAAGAGAAAAAAACUAACGCAAGGUAAAGUCUUCUCUAGGACGUACAAACUAAAUGUAUGUCUACAAUUCGCAUCCAUGUGUCAAUCAAGAGACGACUUGUCAUUUUGAUCAUGUCAGGGUAUCGACCUUCACUGCGCGAUUGAAACGUUCUUUUUGAAGAACAUGGACGUGGCGCAGUGGUAUAAGCUGCGGGUAUUUCUGGGUAGGCGAUUAGUUGUCCAGUCAGGGCACGAGUCAUAAAAUUAUCUUCCUUUUUGUAACUAUGUUAUAUAUAUAUUGCUUGUAUUAUAAAACUGGUUUGUACAGUGAAUGAUGAAAUACGAAAAAUAACUUUGCCUUGCUAUAAAUUAAAUUUCUAAGAACUAUUUAUCUUUAAUACAUUAUUAUUUGAAUAUAACAAAAAAGGUGCAAGAUAAACCGCAUGGGUCAUUAAUCACGUUAUUUCGUCUGACCUAGUUCACAUUCAUGUGCUAUUCAUACUAAUGUUGAACAUGAAAAGUAUUAUCUGUGUCACAGCCAUUUAUAUAACAUGCAUAUUGUUUUUAUUAUUAUCAAUAUUUCAGAAAUCGUAAACAAGUCGUUUUUAACUUGUACCUGUAGCUUUUCGAAAGUGAAAAAUGUAAUGUCAUAGCUAUGUAUAUGUUCAGUGUACAAAUUCAUUUUUGUAUAUUUUUAAAAAUUCAUUAUGUAAUUGAUAAGCUUUAACUUUGGUGUAAUAUUGAUUUAAAAUAAACUUUUGUUAUUGAUAUAUAA
Messenger RNA from Pecten maximus, 5674 nucleotides. Its product is annotated as sushi, von Willebrand factor type A, EGF and pentraxin domain-containing protein 1-like. The transcript has 29 exons. Gene Ontology annotation, cellular component: cell surface. The record is from RefSeq and is a predicted model, not a curated record. Lineage: Eukaryota; Metazoa; Mollusca; Bivalvia; Pectinida; Pectinidae. Gene Ontology annotation, biological process: signal transduction. The coding region runs from base 240 to 4847 and encodes 1535 amino acids. Gene Ontology annotation, molecular function: calcium ion binding.